UCUCAAGAUCCCGUUGGCCCUGCAGUAGCUCACAGGCACCAUGAUACGCACCACAGAUGGCUCUGGUGACGAACCCCCGCCGCUCGAGGACAUGAGCGUCUUCAUGGCCCAGCAUCAGCGACUCUGGCCAGCAUCGGUGCUGACACCCGGCACCGACCGGGCUCCCAAGGCCGGCCUCAAGGCACAAGAAGCAGCUGCGACCAAGCCGACGGAAACGGCCCCGGACACACCAGCCUCGACCGACUUUGGAGGACUCAAGAAGGGUUUCUUCAGUCGAGCGGCUGCUUCUGUUCCCAAGCCGUUCAACCAGCCCAAGCAGCCCAAGCAGCCCAACCAGCCCAACGAGUCCAAGCAAUCCGACCAGACCAGUGCCGCAGAACCAAUGCCCUUCAUCCGUCCAAAGACGACCGACGAGUCGAGCCUUCGCUUCAGCGAGGUGCAGCAGGCGAUGGGACAAGCUCUCGCCAACAAGCAGGAGUGGAUCACACCCGACUUUAUCGAGACCAUCGAGGCAAAGCCUGGUCUGCGUCGGGCCAUGGACGAUCCGCUCUUUGCAGUGGUCCUCGAGGAGAUGCAGCGCGAUCCACAGACUUGCAUCCGCAAAUACGCUUCAACCAGACCAGACUUGCUGAUGGCUUUCCGGGAGAUUGCCGGCCAGAUGGGAUCCCAUCUGGAAGUAGUGGAGCCACAGAGCACUCGCAGCAGGACCACAAAGCCGGCCGUCGAGCUCCAGCAGCAACUUCCGCCUCACGAACAGGAGCUGGUCGAGCGGGUGCAGCGAGAUCCCGAGGCUCAGGCGGCAUUGCGAGAUCCCAGAAUCCAGAGAAUCAUUGCUGCAGGUCGGAGCAAUCCUCUGCUCCUGGCAGAGGUGACCAGAAGCGCCGAUUCCGAUCUGGCAGCAAAGUUGCAGAAGCUGAUGCAGCUCGGCAUGCUGCAGAUUCAGAACUAGGCUCAGUGGCGAUUGAGCCGGCGCAUCCAGCUCUUGGACUCACACAAGACUCGAUUCGAGACUGGAGGAUGCUGCUGGGGCCUGCAGGCGCAUGGUGGACUCGGCACCGAUCCGAAUCCUCUGAAACUGGCUCUGGUGGUGAUGACAUUGAUGCAAUUGUCCUCCACGACAUAUCAUGACUACAUUGACAUCGAGGCCCUUGCA
Molecule: messenger RNA, 1153 nt
Organism: Polychytrium aggregatum
Lineage: Eukaryota; Fungi; Chytridiomycota; Chytridiomycetes; Polychytriales
Exons: 6
Coding region: 41-949 (302 amino acids)
Source: RefSeq, a predicted model, not a curated record